Molecule: messenger RNA, 1851 nt
Organism: Cydia amplana
Lineage: Eukaryota; Metazoa; Arthropoda; Insecta; Lepidoptera; Tortricidae
Exons: 6
Coding region: 178-1851 (557 amino acids)
Biological process (GO): arachidonate secretion; phospholipid metabolic process
Source: RefSeq, a predicted model, not a curated record
UUCAUUCUCCUUGACACUCCACCGCGUUUUGGCGGCAAGCGCGCGCGUGACGGAACGCAGCCAACUUUUUAAAAUUACUUUUUAAUUUUACUUUUUUCGUGUGAGUGAAUGGAAAAUGUUUUGAUGUGUCUGUGAAGUGUGUUAGUGUUGUUGGAGUUUUCAGAUGGAAUUCCGAAGAUGUACCAUCGCGUACGCCGAAAGAUGAUCCAUCUUACUGGUGCCAUAUUGCUCUACUCUACAGUAGUGAUAGCAAAAAACAUCGAAUUUACUGACAAAACGAUCACCACCGAAACAGAUUUCGAUAAUAAUAUAAUCGAUUUCGACAGCCAAUAUAUCGAUAAAGACAGAAAACAUGGCACAGUGGCUUGGCAUGAUGAUUAUGAUAAAGAAUCUAAUAGAUAUACUAUUGUAAAUAAUGAUUACAUUAAUUUAAAUAAGAAUAAAACUACUACAGAAAUGACAGAAGCUACAGCUAAAGCAACAGCUUCAGAAUUAGAUGUAAUACCUUUAGAAUUAGUAACGACAACUGAGAAUUAUUUAGUUAGCAUAGUAGAAAGUACUAUAGAACCUGAUUUGACUGUGAUCCCUUUGUCUACAACAGAGAAAGUAACCCCAAUCGUUGAAGUUCAACAGCCUAUUACGCUGCCUUCAACUCAAUCGCCUGAAAGUACAUCUGAUUAUUAUACUACAGAUAAUCCUGAAGAAAAUAUCAAAAGCAAUAAAACAUCAUUAAACAUAAUAAAUGAACUUGCAACUACAGUGUAUCCUGUAGAAAAAGUAAAGACUAACCAAACUCAUUCACUAAAAGAAAAAUAUGAAGUAAUUAAUAAAACCCAAUUGGUCGAUAAGUCAGAAAUGUUGACUACUUCUAAGCCUAUAACAGAAAACACUACAAUAGAAAUUUUAAAUACCAAUUCAAGUAAAAACAUGCAGAUCGUUAACAGAUCUGAUGAAAUCACAGCUACAGAUGAUGGUUUAGAAUUUACAACAGUAGAUUUAGACAGUGGAGAGGUUCCAGAAGACUAUUAUGACAGUAAAGAUGUAAUACCAACAAAAGCUCCCAACACAGAUGUGGUAUCAGUUCUAUUUGGCUUCGCUGGGAGUGUGGUGGAAAGUGUAGUGGGUAGUGUCGCUGAAAGAGUGGUCCCAAAAGGGAUUUAUGACUUGUUUAAGAGAAUUCAGAAGCAGAAUGAAGCGUUGGAAGCAGAAAGGUUGAGGAGUCGGGAGGAGAAUGGUGGGUUAGGUCAAUUCGGCCGCGGCAUCCUCAAAUCCAUCUCCUCGGGCCUGAGUCGUCCGCUGAGCCAGCUCAUGGCGGGCGCCCGCGACAUCGGCUCCUUGGACAACGAUAGAGGCUUCGUGGGCAGUCUGGCUUCAGGGGUGUCCAGUGUUGCCAAUGUUGCCAAUUCGGUCGUGGACGCUUUCAAGGAUAGAGUGCAGGCUAUUUACCCGGGUACCCUCUGGUGCGGCGAUGGCCACUCAGCUCAAGCCCGCUCCAGUGACCUAGGCCUCUUCUUCUACACCGACACCUGCUGCCGCCAGCAUGAUGCUUGCAAGAUCUUCAUCUUAGCUGGUGACAGCAAGUACGGGCUCACCAAUACCGGACUGUUCACCAGAUCACACUGUAGCUGCGACGCAAAAUUCCGAGAGUGCCUCAAGAAAACCAACUCUCUGAUAUCAGCUCAGAUCGGGCUUACCUACUUCAACGUGCUGGGGCCACAGUGCUUUAGGAAGGCACAUCCCAUCGUGCGCUGUCUUAGGAGAACCAGGUUAACUGGACAAAAAUGCGAGGAGUAUGAGCUGGACUACACCAAGCCGAAGAUGUGGCAGUGGUUUGACAAUGAGACCUUCUAG